AGUUGUUUUGCUGGUAGAUCAGGUGUUGUCAAUCCUCCGCUUGAUCUUGGGUGUGAUUUACUGUCAAAAAAAACUUAUUUUCAUACUUUGAAUUAUGUUGGUGGCGAACUUUCUACCAAUGUAAGUCUAGCAUACUUUUGUCUUUAUUUUAUUUUAUAUUUGUUUAGCUUUUAUCUUCCUUUGUAGUUUGUUGAUUUUUUUUCUUUUUUGCAACAACAUAUCGACAUCAUCUUUUAUUACUUGAGAAAGAAGCGUCAAUUGCUGAAUAUUACUAGGCCAAACUUCUCAACCACUGAUACCAUCUUCAGUCAGGUUUUACAUGCAGAAUAUCAUUCUAUUUUUACAUCUGGUUUGGCUGAAAUUGAAGUUGGUGCUGAAAAUACUAUUCUGGAAUACUAUUUGGGUAAAGGAUGCAGAUAUGGUAAGUCAUGGACUUUAGUGGAUGACCUUUGCCCUGUGAUUAUUUUGGACCCAAACCAUUGGAUUCUCGCGCGGGUUAAUUUUGAAGAGUGUAAGGUCUAUGUUUACAAUUCCAUGAGGGAUGAGACGAUGGAUGCGACUGUGGCAAGUUAUAUGAAGUGUUUUAGUAACUAUCUUCCAAAGUAUUUGAAACAAUUCGAUUUUUAUUCGAUGAGGAAUAGUCAGGCAUCAUUUGCUCUGUGUUCUAGUUUUGACAGCAGAUACAAUCCAUUUACUGUUGUAAAUGUUGCUGAUUUGCCAAUCCAAAGCAAUAGUGAUUGUGGAGCAUUUGUCUGUUUAUUUGCGGAGUAUUUCAUUGAUUCGAAGCCUAUUCCCCCAACAUUUUCUAGACAUAAAAUGGAAUUGUACCGUAACUGCCUUACUCAAGAUUUGGUUAAAUAUGGGAGGUGGAAGAUUGAAAAGGGGUAUUCAAGUAAUGCUGAAGGAACUGUCAAACUUCGACGAGAAUUGAGGAAGAAGAAAACCUAA
This is a messenger RNA of Mercurialis annua (annual mercury), 948 nucleotides long. RefSeq lists its product as uncharacterized. Gene Ontology annotation, molecular function: cysteine-type peptidase activity. Bases 535 to 948 code for a protein of 137 amino acids. The transcript has 2 exons. Gene Ontology annotation, biological process: proteolysis. Lineage: Eukaryota; Viridiplantae; Streptophyta; Magnoliopsida; Malpighiales; Euphorbiaceae. The record is from RefSeq and is a predicted model, not a curated record.